CAGCAGUUACCUCGAGUUGAUAAGAUGCCAAAGUUUUCUUAUUUUUGGGGUUCAAUGUUUAGAUUUGUUAGACUUUAAACAUGUUAAAUAUGUCUUUUUUAUCAUAUUUAUGUGAAAGCACUAGUUAUAUGAAUUCAAAUUAAAUUCCAAGAAAUUAAAAUACAUUAGCAUUUGUUGUCUAAUUUCGUUAUAAACUCAAAGUGAGUCUAGUCGCGUAAUUCGUACCUCACUUAAGGUCUUAAAUUGUACCAAGGCUGCCAUUUUGAAUGCUCAAAAUACGCGUGAAGUAUGUAAAAAUAAUAUGAAUUUUAAAAUGUCGAAACGGAGAUAUGGUUUGUGGACAAAAGAAGAUAUGAAAGAGGCUAUUUUUGCUUAUCGAAAUGGUUAAAUUGGACUUAACGCUGUAUGUGCAAAAUAUGGAAUUCCUAAACCAACAUUAAAAAGACAUAUGAAUCAUCAAAAUAUAUUUGCAAAUGAAUCAAAUAAACAGUUAGGUAGGUGUAGUAUCUUACCUCCUGAAGUUAAGAAAGAAUUAGUUGAACAUGUUUUGAAACUGGAAUCUUGUAUGUUUGGAAUAAAUACAAUAGAUCUUAGACGAUUAGCAUUUGAAAUUGCUGAAAAAAACAAAAUACCUCAUCAAUUCAACAAAGAUGUUGGUGUGGCUGGAAAGAAGUGGUAUUACCAAUUCAUAAAAUGCAAUCCAAGCCUUAGUUUGAAAUUACCUGAGCCAACUUCUAUGGCAACAGCCACAGGUUUUUGUAAGGAAAAGUUUGUAUUAUUUUUCAAUAAACUUACUGAACUUGUUGAUUCAACACAUACAAAAAACCUUGAAGCCUUAGUUCUAGCUCGAGAUCAAGGAGUAGUAAUGCUUUCUUUGCCAUCGCAUACUACUCAUAGGCUACAACCUUUAGAUAGAUCUUUUUUCAAAGCUUUAAAUGCUAAAUAUAAUACUGCUUGUGAUAAAUGGAUGCGAACCCAUCCAGGCAGAUGUAUUACUCAAUAUCAAGUAUCUCAACUGUUUGGCAAAGCUUACUCAAAAGUUGUUGGUAUGGAAAUUGCUAUUAAUGGAUUUAGAGACACUGGGAUAUGGCCGGUAGACAGCUCAGUUUUCCGGGAAGAGGACUUUGUACCUUGUGAAAUAAUCAGUGGAGAGACGAGUUCAAAUGCAAAAGCUUCCCAAACAGAUGAACUUAUUUUAGAAACAAUUUCUGCACAUCCAGUGCAAACUUCUUCACUCGAACGAAAUCCAAAAAAAUCUAGAGCUACUCUAUUGAAACAUAAUGCACAUAAUGACCCACUCUCUAACGUAACUUUAUUAUCAUCAAUGAAAAAAACAGAACAGUUGCAGUGUCUUGACAUACCAAUAAAAGCAUUAUCUCCACUUCCAGUUAGAACUUCUCCUCUCAAAAGAAAAAAAAAUAAUUCUAAUACAACUGUAUUGACGAGUAGUCCUUACAAAGAUGCACUCUCUGCAAGAGCUUUACUGCGACCAAAUAAAAAAAUAAAGCAGGACAGACAAUGUUUAAAAGAGUGAGCAAGCAAAUAAAUCUCUUCAAAAUGAAAGCUGGUUUUGCUACCUCAGUGAAGAAAAUAUAAAAAAGAGUAUGAUACAAUGCCUUACUUGUCAAGGCUGGUGCCAUAAUGACUGUGCAGGUGUUAAUCAAAAACAAAAACGUUAUAUUUGUAACUUUUGUCAAGAAUAAAGAUUUUCUGUUUUGUAUUAUUAAUAUAAUGUGCAGUAAUAUCCAUCAUUUUCUUACCAAAAUUCUAGAAACCACAUAAGUAAG
Hydra vulgaris (swiftwater hydra) is the source of this 1787-nucleotide messenger RNA. RefSeq lists its product as uncharacterized. Gene Ontology annotation, cellular component: nucleus. Gene Ontology annotation, molecular function: DNA binding. Lineage: Eukaryota; Metazoa; Cnidaria; Hydrozoa; Anthoathecata; Hydridae. The record is from RefSeq and is a predicted model, not a curated record.